Molecule: messenger RNA, 1260 nt
Organism: Episyrphus balteatus (marmalade hoverfly)
Lineage: Eukaryota; Metazoa; Arthropoda; Insecta; Diptera; Syrphidae
Gene: Nup43
Product: nucleoporin Nup43
Exons: 5
Coding region: 124-1215 (363 amino acids)
Cellular component (GO): nuclear pore outer ring
Molecular function (GO): protein binding
Source: RefSeq, a predicted model, not a curated record
UCAAACAUAACCCAACUUUUUUUGUAUUGCGGCAACUUCAAUUUUUUGUAUUUUCUGAUUUUUAUUUUGUUUAAAUUCGUAAAAACUUUAAUUUAACCAAAUCUUUUCUUAAAUAAUAAAAAAAUGGAUACCGAAGUUCGUGUAAAUACAUUUUUCGUCUCCGAAAAAAUUGCCAAAAUACGUUGGGUCCCAGAACAAUUUAAAGAUUGUGAACGAUUUCUUACCGGCAGCUGGGACUCAACAAAAAACUCUUUAAAAUUAUGGAAACUAGAAAAGAAUCAAUAUUCUGAUGAAUACGAUGAAUAUAUUCCCAAAUGCAAUGAUAAAGUUGCUAUGAAUGGAGAUGUUAGUGGUUUGGAAUUGUUGGAUAUGGAUAAUGCUGUUGUUUCUUCAUCAGAUGGAAUUGUAACCAUUGUCGGUAUUAACAGAGCAGUUGAAGAAGACCGCUUAAGAGUUGCUGGCACAUCAGAACUUUUACAUAAAAAGAACUCUGGUAAACCAUCUCCUUGUACAGGUUUGUCAAUUUUUAACAAAGACAUUGCCACUGUUGGAGAAGAUGGAAGAUUGAAUAUUAUAUCGGCAACCAAUUUGAGUACUAUCAAGACUAUUGAAGCAGAUAGCUGCUCUCUGAAUGCCGUUUCAUACAUUAACCCAAAAGAGAUUCUAACAGCCAAUCGAAUGGGAGUUAUAAAAAUGUUCGACAUUAGAUCGGAAAAUGAAGAUCCAACAAUUUCCUUUAUGAUUUCCUGUGAAGAUGAUCGAAAAUCAAAUUAUGUUUCAUGUCUAGCCUACCACCCAACCCAGAAGCACAUUGUUCUUGCUGGAAGUGAAGAAGGCUCAAUCACUGUUUGGGAUCUACGCCAACCAGGCUUCCCAGCUUCCUAUUUGAGCGCUCACAGCAGUGCCAUCACUGAAAUUGGUUUCCACAAAUCAGAACCAUCGAAACUGUUUACUGCUUCGGAGAAUGGAGAAGUAUGGCAAUGGACACAAAAUGUUAUGAUGAUGCCAAAUGAAAUGGAACCACAAAUGAUGAGACAGAAUGAAUCGGAAAAUAUCAAUCCAUGGUUGAAUGGGGAACGAGCCAAGAACCGGAUCAAUGUAACUUCGUUAAUUACAGACUUGCGGAAACCCAUAAACUCUUUCGAUUCGUAUGGAACGAAAAUUGUUUGUGGCAGUGACAGUGAGGCUGUGUAUUUUAUUGAUUGUUGCAUUUAAAAAAUAUUUGUAAUUUAAUAAAUUAAUUAAUUUCGUUUUUUUUAA